Messenger RNA from Anopheles bellator, 5104 nucleotides. It is a transcript of the gene Mp, whose product is annotated as collagen alpha-1(XVIII) chain. The transcript is spliced from 24 exons. The record is from RefSeq and is a predicted model, not a curated record. NCBI's taxonomy places the organism in Eukaryota, Metazoa, Arthropoda, Insecta, Diptera, Culicidae. The coding region runs from base 1 to 3537 and encodes 1178 amino acids.
AUGACACAAGGUUCAGACGGACAAGAGAACUAUGACACUACCACUGGUACACUUACUGGUAUUGAGAGGCGGCUGCUGGGAGCGAUCUUGACGUUGAUUUGCAUCGGACACCGGGUGACCUCAUCGGAGCUGAACAUAUUUGGCGGCCAAGGCAUCAGAGAUGCGCUCGCCGAACGCGAUCUGAUGGAAGCGAUCCAGAUACCGCUGCAGAACGGGGUCAAGUUCGUCGAUGGACUGGACGGGUUUCCGGCGUUUGGCGUCACCAGCGAGGCGGACAUCAAGUCAACCUACAAGCUCAUCCUCUCGGAUCACCUGCAGGACUUCACCAUCAUCGCUACCGUCAGACCGCAGUCCAGCUCCGGGGGGUGGGUGUUCAGUGUGGUCAACUCGCUCGACACCGUUGUCCAGCUCGGUUUGCUGCUCGAGCCGACCGCCGCCGGUGACCAGUGGAACGCGACGCUCUACUACACCGACGCCAAAAAGGAACGCACCAGCCAACCGUUGGCCUCCUUCCAAGUGCCGUACGGUCGCAGCUGGAUGAAGAUGAUCUUCAAGGUGCUGCCGGACCAGGUCGUCUUCUACUACGGCUGUCUCGAGACCGGUGUCAUGUCGGUCAAGAAGGAACCACGUAAGUUAGUGUUUGACACCGCCUCGACGGUGUACAUCGGCCAGGCCGGCCCCAUUCUGAAGCGGAAAUUCGAGGGAACGUUUCUGUUCCUGAAGAUCUACGGCUAUCCGGAAAUCGUGAAAACGCACUGUAACCGAACAUCGUUGCCAAUCGACGAAGAGUCUGAGCAAAACGAUGAUUUCGGUGAAGACUUUAAUUCCGAAAUUUUGUACGAUCAAAGUGGUGAUGAUGAUGGAGGCUUCAACGAGCCGCCGAUGAUUUCGCCGCCACCACCCGAAUACGGCUACCGGUUGAAGGGUGACAAGGGUGAGCGGGGCAUCAAGGGUGAGAGCAUCCGGGGGCCACCGGGACCACCCGGCCCGCAGGGACCUCCGGGACCACCGGGUCCACCGGGAGCUGCUGGACCCAAGGGCGGCGGGUACUUCGACAACGAUGGAUCCGGCGACGAGCUGAAACGAUUGUCGCAGCUCUACGACACACUGCCCAACCGGAAGUACCCCGGUCAGUGUUCGUGCAACGCGACGCUCAUCAUCGAGGAGCUCAAAAUGGACAGCAAGCUUCGCGAGUACCUCCGCGGGCCUCAGGGAAUGCCCGGCAAGGAGGGCAAGACGGGAACCCCCGGUCUGACGGGUGUCACUGGUCCGCAGGGCGAGCGUGGCCUCCCCGGUCCCAAGGGCGAUAAGGGGGACCGCGGUGACCAGGGCGCCGCCGGAUCGGAGGGUCUACAGGGAAGCAAGGGGGAACCGGGGUUGGAUGGGGCUCCGGGCGUACCGGGGCCCGCCGGACCACCGGGACCUCCGGGCCUUCCGGAGAACUACGAUACUAAUUGGAAUCCGUCGCGGAUGUUCAAGGAAUCGAUGCUGGGGUCACCGAUCCAAGGGAUGCGCGGUGGAUCGCCCGGACUGAAGGGGGAACCGGGCGAGAAGGGCGAGUUCGGAUUCCCGGGCGAGAAGGGCGAACACGGCACCAAGGGGGACCGCGGAGAUCCGGGUCUGACCGGUGCCAAAGGCGAACGGGGCCACCAAGGAUCGCACGGACAGGCAGGCCCGAAAGGACCGCCCGGUACUCCCGGCAUUCCAGGGAUCCCCGGCCAAACGGGAGCUUCCGGGCCGAAAGGCGAAAAAGGUAACACGGGAGAGCUAGGCCCGGCCGGACCACCUGGUCCUCCAGGGAUGGUCAUCCACUCCGAGGGCAGUUCCAACAGUAGCUGCCAGUGCCAGGCGGGACCACCCGGACCUCCGGGACCCCGUGGGCCGAACGGUUUCGACGGAAGCCCCGGGCUGCCGGGCGAAACCGGCCUUCCCGGGCAUCCGGGUCUGCCUGGGGACAAGGGCGAACGGGGCACAACGGGAGCGAAGGGCGAGAAGGGCCCUGAGUUCAUCAUCAACGAAAACGUGGCGUUCAACUCCUCGCGGGCCAACAAAGGCGACAAAGGCGAACGUGGCCAGCGGGGACGGAGGGGAAAAACGGGCCCACCGGGUCCGAUCGGGCCACCGGGUAAACCGGGCGGCAUGGGCGAAACGUGGCCGGGACGACAGGGCCAGAAGGGCGAUCCAGGACCGAAAGGAGAAAAAGGAGACAGCCUAGCGUUACGCGCCUCGAAAGGUGACAAAGGAGACCGCGGAAUUGACGGGCGCGACGGAUUACCGGGACCACCCGGGCUACCGGCAGCUUCCGGUGAUGGCGGCGUACAGUACAUCCCGAUGCCAGGACCACCGGGCCCACCUGGACCGCCGGGCCCGCCCGGACUAUCGAUCGUCGGCGAAAAGGGUGACCCGGGCAUGGACUCGCGGAGUCCGUUCUACAGCGACUCACAGCACUUCUACGGACGUCAGGGAGGCCGGUCCAGUUUGGAUGAGCUGAAGGCGUUGAGGGAACUGAAACACCACAAGGACCACUACGAAGACAGCACACCCGGACCUCCAGGGCCACCGGGUCCACCGGGGCCGGCAGGACGACCCCUGCACGACAGUGACGAGAUACCAAGCGCUUACGGGCCUAAUGUACGCAUCGUGCCAGGAGCCGUUACGUACCAGAAUGCAGAAACCAUGUCAAAGAUGUCUUCUACAACUCCGGUAGGGACGCUCGCCUACGUCAUUGACGAAGAAGCACUGCUGGUGCGAGUGAACAAAGGCUGGCAGUAUAUUGCGCUCGGAACACUGGUGCCGAUAGCAACCCAGGCACCACCAACAACCACUGCCAUCCCACCGCAACGUUCGGACCAGUUGCAGGUAUCGAAUCUCAUCAACAACCUUCCCCAAGCGGGAGAAGGUUCAUCGUUCACCGCCACACCGGAGUAUGAGUCGUUGCGGAUGGCGGCACUUAACGAGCCGUACCCGGGCGAUAUGCAGGGCAUCCGCGGUGCCGACUUCGCGUGCUAUCGUCAGGCCCGCCGGGCCGGUCUCCUGGGGACAUUUAGGGCUUUCCUGUCGUCGAGAAUCCAAAACCUGGACUCGAUCGUACGAAUAGCAGAUCGUGAGCUGUCUGUGGUAAACACCCGCGGUGACGUGCUGUUCAACACGUGGAACGGAAUCUUCAACGGCCAAGGAGGCUUCUUCUCGCAAGCCCCACGGAUAUACAGUUUCAGCGGGAAGAACGUCCUCACUGACAUGGCGUGGCCCCAGAAGCUGGUGUGGCACGGUUCCAGUGCGCUCGGGGAGCGUGCUAUAGACACUUACUGCGAUGCUUGGCACUCGCCGUCGCCGGACAAGGUUGGUCUGGCCAGUAGUUUACUUGGCAAUAAAUUACUAGACCAGGAACGGUUUUCCUGUGAUAAUCGGUUCAUAGUGCUCUGCGUUGAGGCGGUACCACAGGACCGGAGGCGAAAACGAAGGGACACUAGAAGCCAACAUGAGUUUGCCAAUGAAGAAGAGUACAGACGAUAUCUGCAUAGUAUCGUCGCGGUGUAAAGAUAAGAGAAAUUCGCAUAGAAUUAAAUUUUCCAAAUACUCAUCACACAAAAGCCGUCGUUACCGUAAUAGCGAAGGAUGUCCACCGUCAUCAUCGUCAUCGUCAUACUGAAGCAAACACAUCACAAACUUCCCGUUUAUCCGGUCCGGUCGCUCGAAACACAUUCGUGCAGGUUGGAAGCGCUGAUUGGAAACUACUAGAAAUGAACUUAUGAACCCCGAAAGAGUGGGAACAGUACCACAUGUUCCAGAGGACGCGUCGAGUAAUUAGGGAAGUGCCAGUGCGGAUAGCUAAGGACACAGCAAACGGGAGUGGGGCAUAUAUUUUAAGAAACGGUCGCCGGAGCAGCCAUCGAUAACAUUGAAACUGAUUUAAGAACUAAUGAUAAUAAGUAAUUUUAACGGAAACCGUGGUCUAUUUUUUCGAAUUGAUUUUUUAUAUCCUAUUUUGUGCACACUUGUACCAUAAGAAAAGGCAUACAAACAGUGAAGGAGAUAAAUUAAACCAUUUUAGCGCGUAAGAACAGUACAACGGAUGUGUUAGAAGGCGUCAAAUGUUAGCAAUAAAACUGGGGGCUGGCCGGCUGAGCGCGCUAACACGAGAUUCAAUUAAUGCUUACUAAACUAAAAGUCUAACCGUGUCAACAAAAGUCAAAUUCCGAGUCGAUACACUACCGAACUCUUGUCACGUUGAUAGUCAAAUUAAUGCCACAGUCAUUGAUUUUAUUAGUGUGUACUUACACUUAGCGAAUCGCGAAGACGCUUAGUUAACGAUAUAAGUCUCACCGUUGUUGGGAGGCAGGUUUUUAUCCGAAUUAAACAGCAACAUAUUGUAAGGCGCAGUACGCUGAAUGAAAACCAAAUGCAACUGUCUUCACUUUGGAGUCUAAGCACAACUCGUUAUGCCUAAAUUAUCACUCUAUGCGCAACCAUCUUGAGUCACGUUUCGUUUCACUACGCAACACAACUCAUCCGUUAGAAAAGGGGAAAACGGGCAACCCGUCGAAAAACUUGCGCAUCGUGCGCGCAAGCGAACAAUAAUGAAACGAAACCAAUAGGAGCAACUAGUUAAAUUGAAGACAAAAUCGUGUUGUGAAUAUGAUGGUAAAAUCUAGCAGCAAUUUACAGGAGCAUUUAUGUCUGCAACAUCAAUGUGGCCGGACGUCACUCAGCCAAGUUCAACUUAUGCGUUGUGGAACUAAACAUUUCCGGUUUCAUUUCUCUCCAGUAACAUCACUUCUUCUUACCCGAUAGUAUUUAAACUACUUUCUAAGUUUUAUUUCAAAAGGCAAAAAAACUCGUAUUUACUAACAAAGGAAGGGUACAAGCCAUCGGCGCCGUUUUUAUGCAGCUCGUCCUGGUGGCAGAAACGUGAAAAUAUUGAAGCCAACGUACAAGCUUUGUGCAUAUUACAUAGCUAAUGAGUUUAACGAUUGUUUCCGUUUAUUUUUUGUUAAAACUAUGGGCGUAGAAUAUAAGCAAUUUUGGAGUCAAGAUAACGGUGUGGAAAAGAUCCGAAUGUAAUCAACUGUUACGGUACCCGGAAGAAGGAGAACUGAAAAUUGAC